Didymosphaeria variabile is the source of this 1875-nucleotide messenger RNA. RefSeq lists its product as uncharacterized. NCBI's taxonomy places the organism in Eukaryota, Fungi, Ascomycota, Dothideomycetes, Pleosporales, Didymosphaeriaceae. Gene Ontology annotation, molecular function: catalytic activity; carbohydrate binding. The transcript has a single exon. Gene Ontology annotation, biological process: carbohydrate metabolic process. The record is from RefSeq and is a predicted model, not a curated record. The coding region runs from base 1 to 1875 and encodes 624 amino acids.
AUGGUGCGCAUCGACACCGUGCGUGGAGCGCUCCUGCUCGCAUGCAUUGGCCAUGCCUCAGCACGCCUGACCGCCAACGAGACGUCCGCAUAUCUCCAGCUAGAGAAUGACCACCUUUUUGUCUCGGUCAAUAAAUCUAUCGGACGAGUUGAUCUUCUGGUGCUUGAUGGACAAGAUCUGCUUGGUUCAGCAGCUUACAUUCCAUACUCUCCGGGGGGCUCUUCUGGCGACGGCAGAUAUGGGGUCGGCCCAUAUCUUGAUUGCUAUUGCAUCCCUGCCAGCGGCCCUUCAAGCACAGGCUCUGGUUCCUACACGCCAGGUACUAUCGCGCCAACCUACAAGCUGUUCAAAGGCAUGGACUCCCAACAUGUCGCCUAUGGUGGUGUCAUGAUGAGCGAAACGUACCCUCCUACGGGUCAAGUUCUGCAGCAGUAUUGGUUUCUGCGGGAUGGAGAAACUGGGUUGCACACCUUCAGUCGCAUCGCCUAUCACAACUCGACUACUCCCUUCUUACGAAAUUUGCAGGAGUUCAGGACGCUCUUCAGGCCAAGCACAGAGUUGUGGACCGACCUGAUCACCGACGAUAAUCUUGCUAGCAAAAUGCCGGUGCCGAAUCCGGCUUCAGGCAGCACUGCAAAUGCGACAACCGUUCAAGAUGCCACCUGGUAUAUCGGCAACCGCACGGAUGACCCGUAUGUCGAAGAGUUCGCGGACUACUUCACCAAGUACACCUUUUCGACAACUUGGCGCGACCAACAGGUUCAUGGACUCUUUGGCGACGGAACGAACAGCAAGGACAAUUCAACCUUCGGUGCUUGGUUAGUGAUGAACACUAAAGAUACCUAUUAUGGCGGUCCGACACAUUCAGACCUGGUUGUUGAUGGGAUUAUCUACAAUUACAUGGUUUCCAAUCACCACGGCGAUGGCACACCAAACAUCACCGAUGGCUUUGAUCGCACAUUCGGUCCCCAAUACUAUCACUUUAACAAAGGCCCUGCAGGCGCCUCGUGGAGAGACUUGAGGAAUGAGGCUGUGAAGUACGCCACACCAUCCUGGAACGCGGACUUUUACGAUUCAAUUGCGAAACACGUUCCAAAUUAUGUGCCGAGCUCAAAGCGUGGCUCAUGGAAAGCCAAGAUUGACUUGCCGAAGGGUGCUAAGAACGCGAUUGCUGUUUUGGCUCAAGAUGGCGUCGACUUCCAAGAUAAUGUUCUCGACACCUCAGCUUAUCAAUACUGGGCAGAUAUCGAGAGGGAUGGCAAAGUCGAGAUAGAUCGCAUCAAAGCGGGCAGGUACAGAGUGACAGUCUAUGCCGAUGGCAUUUUCGGGGAUUUUAUACGAGAUGGGAUAGUUGUUCGAGCUGGAAAGUCGACCAACAGUGGGCUCCUGAAGUGGAAGGCUGAAUCCGCUGGCACCGAGCUCUGGCGUAUUGGAACCCCAGAUAAAGCUGGUGGAGAGUGGAGACAUGCGGCGCAAAGGCUCGAUACCCCGCAAAACCCUGAGGAGUAUCGCAUAUACUGGGGUGCAUACGACUAUCUCGAGGACUUCCCUAACGGUGUGAACUAUCAUGUAGGGAAAAGCGACCCAGCAAGGGAUCUCAACUACAUCCAUUGGUCUGUUUUCGGUGGUUAUGCAAAUUCGAAUCGGCCGACUCAAGUUGCGGGACACGGCGAGAUUAACAAUUGGACGAUAACAUUCGACCUCAAGAAGCAUGAUCUUGAUAAGAAGAAGGGUGCGACAUUCACAGUCCAAUUGGCGGGAGCGAAGACAGCAGCCGGAAAUACUGAUGUCUUCAAUGUCACGCAGCCCUGGAAUGACCUUCCCCUUACAGUUGUCGUGAACGGGCAUCAACUUGAGCCCUGGAUCAUCCCGUAA